CUACAAAGUAUGCACAAACUCCACUUAAGCUUAUUAAUUAUUCUUCCAGCUUUGCUUAUAUCUGGCGACAGCUUUCUGUCCGGUUUACGAAGGCUUUCAUUAAAACUGAGAUAUUACCGAACUUUGCAUAUCAACCUCAGAAUCAACCAGACACCCACAAGAUAUCUUGAACCAUGACUUCCACGACAGAAUCAACGAUAUACAAACUUAUUUUCUCUGUACCGGUCUCGCAUUUUGCCGCUGUCAAAGCUGCUGUCCACACUUCUGGUGCCGGCAAUUUCCCAGGCUACACCGGCGUGAGCUUUCAGACUCAAGGCAUGAGUGUUUUCUUGCCGAGUGGUGCGACAGAGCCAAACGAAAUGGCUGAAACGAAGGUAGAGGUCUUUUGUUCCGGAAGAGUUCAAGCGGUUGCAGCCGUGGGGGCAAUGAAGAAGUCACAUCCGUACAAGGCCGUCUCUUAUGCUGUCUUCAAGGCGGAGAAUAUCUAGGGACUUAGAGAAGGAAGCAGCGAUACUUUGAAACCAUAUUCGCCUGUGGCUAUGGCUUAUGAGGAGGAUACACUCAUCUAAAUUAUGGACGCACUUUUCUAUACUUGAGAAAGAGAAAAUUUGGUUUCGACUUCAGGAAACCAACUGAACUUCCUUUUUCAUUUAAUGCAUCAUAACAUACCUUUCUCACAUUGUCAAGUUUACGAAGGUCAUGCAGACGGGUUUAAAUAAGAUAGAUGAGA
Messenger RNA from Pseudogymnoascus verrucosus, 730 nucleotides. RefSeq lists its product as uncharacterized. NCBI's taxonomy places the organism in Eukaryota, Fungi, Ascomycota, Leotiomycetes, Thelebolales, Thelebolaceae. Bases 174 to 488 code for a protein of 104 amino acids. The transcript has 2 exons. The record is from RefSeq and is a predicted model, not a curated record.